AUGGUCCACCUGGAGCAGACCAGUCCGAGCCACAGAGCCAACAGAGAGUCUGACGACACAGGAGAUGGUACACAUAUGCAGGGCCGAGCAGCCUGCACCCCUCCUCGUAGGAAACCACUGGAGAGCGACUUUGAGACCAUCAAGCUCAUUAGCAAUGGCGCCUAUGGGACUGUUUUUCUGGUGCGCCACAAGGAGACCCGUCAACGGUUUGCCAUGAAGAAGAUCAACCGGCAGAACUUGAUGCUGAGGAAUCAAAUCCAGCAGGUGUUUGUGGAGCGAGACAUCCUCACCUUUGCUGAAAACCCAUUUGUGGUUUCUAUGUUCUGCUCCUUUGAGACACGGAGGCACCUCUGCAUGGUCAUGGAGUAUGUGGAAGGUGGGGAUUGUGCCAACCUGUUGAAGAACAUCGGUCCUCUGCCUGUGGACAUGACUCGGCUGUAUUUUGCUGAGACUGUCUUGGCUUUGGAGUAUCUUCACAACUACGGGGUUGUACACAGAGACCUCAAACCAGACAAUUUGUUAAUCACCUCCAUGGGACACAUUAAGCUGACAGACUUUGGGCUGUCAAAGAUCGGUUUAAUGAACAUGACCACCAACUUAUAUGAAGGACAUAUCGAAAAGGAUACCAGGGAGUUCAUCGACAAACAGGUGUGUGGUACUCCUGAGUACAUUGCUCCAGAGGUGAUCCUGAGGCAGGGAUAUGGCAAGCCAGUAGACUGGUGGGCUAUGGGCAUCAUCCUUUAUGAGUUCUUAGUGGGCUGUGUGCCUUUCUUUGGAGAAACACCUGAACAGCUUUUUGGUCAGGUGGUCAACGACGACAUCAUCUGGCCUGAGGGGGAGGACUCUCUGCCGGCUGAUGCCCAGGACCUGAUCACCAGACUGCUGAGACAGAGCCCUCUGGAUCGACUGGGAACAGGUGGAACCACUGAGGUGAAGAUGCACAUGUUCUUCCACGGUCUGGACUGGAAUGGCCUCCUGAGACAGAAAGCUGAAUUCAUACCCCAACUAGAGACUGAGGACGACACUAGUUACUUUGACACUCGAUCGGAGCGUUACUGUCACCUGGACUCGGAUGAUGACGAUGAAACCAACGAUGAUGAAUCAUCUCUAGAGCUCCGACAGUUCUCCUCUGUGGCUCACCGCUUCAGCAAGGUGUACAGCAGCUCGGAGCAUCUGUCCACCUCCACGCCGUCCAACCAGAGCCUGUCGUCGUCAGAGCGCAGCCAGAGCGAGGAGAAGGAGGAGCGCUGGGAGGGCAGGGGAGGCCUCUCCCCAUGCGAUGGAAACAAACACUUGGCCAGUGGAGACAGGCGGACAGAUGGACCCAGGGGGAGUCUGCGACCUCGUGCUUCCUCUAGCUCCUCCCAGUCAGAGCGCAGUGCGAGCCCGCUGGUGAUGAACAGCACCCAGAGCCUCGACAUCAUGCCCCGCUUCGCCAUCUCGGCCGAGGAAGAAGAUGGGUUGGUUUCCAACCUGCAGCGCAUUCGGCUCCGGAGCAACAGCACAGGCACCAGGCCGUCCUUCCGCAGAGGGGCGUCCCGGCGCAUCGCCCACCAGCUGGAGACCCCAGAGAAACCCAGAUCCCCCGCUGGAAAAGUCCCCAAGUCUGCAUCUGUCUCUGGCCUGUCCCUCAUCAUCACCCCAGAUGACUCUGGAGGUCCUCCCACAAGCCCCAAAUCGUCCCUGUCCCUGUCGUCCAACCCCUCGUCCAGGGACUCAUCCCCCAGCAGGGACCUCUCUGUCAACGUCAGCUGCCUCCGGCCCCCUGUGGUCAUCCACAGCUCUGGGAAGAGGUUCGGCUUUGCGUUACGAGCUAUCAGAGUCUACAUGGGGGACAGUGACGUCUACACCGUUCACCACAUGGUCUGGUGUGUUGAGGAAGGCAGUCCUGCGCACGAGGCAGGGUUGAGGGCCGGUGACCUCAUCACUCAUGUCAACGGGGAGUCGGUCCAAGGACUCGUCCACACUGAGGUCGUGGAGCUGCUGCUGAAGAGUGGCAACAGGGUGACUCUGCAGACUACCGCUCUGGAGAACACUUCCAUCAAGGUGGGCCCUGCCAGGAAAUCCAGCUACAAGGCCAAGAUGGCCCGACGCAGCAAGAAGAGCAAGAAGAAGGAUGGACAGGACAGCCGACGACGUAGCAUCUUGAAGAAGCUGUCUAAGCAAACGCCUCCUCCGCCCAUGCAGAGCAGUCGUAGCUUCUCUUCGGGUUUCCACCAGUCGUCCAGCGACAGCCUCUCCGGCUCCCCCACACAGAGCCUCUCUCCUGGGCCAUCCACACCGUGUCGCUCCCCUGCUCCCGAUUACUCCGGAGAUUCAAGUUCCUCUCCGUGUUCCAGCUCCCCUAACUCUCCUGUCCCACAGCCCCGCCCCAGUUCCCUACAUGUGUUGGGUCGGUACACCAAAGCUGGCCGCUGCAAGUCCACCAGCAGCAUCCCUCCUUCACCUCUGGCCUGCAUCCCGCCUCCUCAGCCCCUCUCUCCGCAGUGCUCUCCAUCCUGCCUCCCGAAUCACCCCAAGUCUCUUCAGGGUUUUCAUGGAAAGACGUUGUCCCCUCCCACUAUCACCCGCCACUCUGUGCGUCCCCGCAGCGCAGAGCCGCCGCGCUCACCGCUCCUCAAGAGGGUGCAGUCAGCGGAGAAGCUGACGGGAGACAAGAUGACAGGGGGCUACCAUGCUGAGAGGAAGGCCUACAGCACCCGCCGCCACACCAUGGAGGUGCCUCUGUCUGAGGCGGAGGGGCUGGAGGACAUGGAGGGGGACACCGCCACUGGGUUCGUCUGUGUCGGGGAGCACGGCCGUCAGGGUUUGUUCAUCGGAGGGCAGAGAGGCUACCAGGACUCAGCCAGCGGAGGCAGCGAGCUCUACCGCUCCACCGCCUCGCCACAACACCGCAGCAGCAACCACCACUCCAACGAGGUGGUGGUGAUGAGGAAGCUGGCCCUGUCGGAGCGAAGGGAUUCCUUUAAGAAGCAGGAGGCCGUGCAGGAAGUGAGUUUCGACGAUUUGGAGGAGAGAGAGGCAACCCCGAGCCCAACGCCUCCUCUCACGCAGCCCAAGGAUUUCAAGGCGUCCUGGAUCAAGUCGGACAAGGCACAAUCUGCUGUGAAACUGGAAGGAAGAGGAGCACAGGGUACAACAACACCGCAGAAAGCCAAGUCAAAAGACAAAGGAGGGUUUUAGUUGUAUCGCUUUGCCAGGAAAACAGUACAAUGAAGAGUGUCAGUGAGGCUGAUUAGUGAAGAAGAGUCUUUGACCUGCUACUGUAACUUACAUUUGAAGGCCUUGCAUGUGUCCAGAAAACUGUGACCAAGUCAAAAAUCAUCACAAGCAUCACCUCGAAGACGGAAGAGCAAAUUAACAUCAAUUUUUCUCAGUAAUAUAUGCAUCCUGCAACACUGUUAACAGAAUAAUGACUGUCCAACUUCGUCCACUUCCUAGUUGCUUGUUUUCUCUCUUGGUUCUCAAAUCACUGUGGGACCUGGAACUGAUGUAUUUUGUAAAUAGUUUUUGUUUUAAAUGAAGGAGACUUAUUUAUGAAUUUGAUUUGUAUGCUCAUCUUUGUUUGUGGUUGCUGAAAAUGCCUUGGAUGCUUCAGCUACUCUUGCACAAAAGAAAAGCCAUGGAACAACUCUUCAUUGUGGUUUUAUAGCAGUUGCAGAAAAGGGCAGGUACCAUCAGUCAAUAUUGUACCCUAUUUUUUUUAUACCUCAAUACCUGUGUAGUGGGUGUUGUUUCCUGUUCCGUAUGGGUCUUUAAAACAAACCAACGGUGUUUGUCCUGUGACGUAUAAUGUAUUAUAGACUCAAGAAGAUUUUGCUGACUCUCCAUCAUACAGAUUGUGGUGGCUCACAAUUAGACUCAUAGAACAAAGGCCUUGUAUCAAUAUUUUGACAAAAAUAUCAACAGCUCAAUACUCAAGGGCCUAGCUGUGGUGCCAAAGCAUGGUUUAGCCAUAGGAACCAUUUAAACAGAGGUACUGUAGUUGUACAUAAGAAGCUUCAUGUAUGCAUGGGCUAUACGUCCACUUCCUUUCUGUCCUGUAAAAAAAAGUGUGUCACUGAUCAACACAGGUUUCUAGAUAAAGCUUUGUGACUACCCUCAAUAAGCAGACUGUUGUCCCUGUCACCCUUGUUCAAUCGAGCCUCCGUCCACCUCCCCCCCACAAACCUUGUCUAGCUGAAGUGCACCAGUUGUAGUAUCAGUAUAAAAGUUAGCGCACAUUUUAAUAUUUCAGGACAAUUUCAUUCACUGAUGGAUUGAAAAGUUGUACAGUUGAUGCCACAAAGAAAACUAGUUCCCUUGGCUGUUUUCUUAAAAUGGGUGUUAUGAAUGAUUGUUUACAUUUUAGUGCAAAUAUGUGUGUGCUCAUGGUUUUUGUUAAAUUAUUUAAAAAAAAAAAGUGAAUGACUGGGAAGUCAACCAAAAGCCCUGCGCGGAUGAAGGAAUGAGUAGAGGUGAUCUCCUUUUUGUAUAUUUUGAUAUGGAAACAGUCUUGUUGCAGUACUAAUAGCCCAUGCUGUUGAUGUAUAUUGUAUAAACAAUGGUGGACCUUAUAACAGCUGUUGAAAGUGUUUUUUGAAAGUGACCUUGUAACGGUAGAUGGACUCGGAUGCAUUGUGUAAUGUCACUUAUGUGACAGGGUCUUAAUCUCAUGUUGUGAUCAGCUUCAGAGGUUUGUGCAUGUUUCACAUCCCAGUAUAAAAUUCCUACCAUUUUAAAACAUAUUUUUAGUUUUUCUUGAAUUUGAUGCCAAGUCACUGGUUUGGUCUUUAAAAUUAGCGUCUUGUUAAGAAAUGUGAACAAAUUGCUUUUGGUUUUAUCUUCUUUUAGAAUUUUUUGUUCCUUUUUUUUUAAAAGCUGUUCUUUAUUGGUUUUAUUCAGAAACUGUUUUGAUCAGCAACCGAAAAUUAAUAUUUAAACUAAUUAAUUUUACAGAGAUAAGACUUUUGUCCUGUUGGAUUUUGGAGUAGAGGGAACUAUUAAUUUGGGAAUUUAUAACUGAUGUUUAGCACAUACUAAACCUUGAACGGUGCUUAUAGAUUGUUAGAAGCUUGUUUGUUACACAUCGGUGAGGAAACUGUGUGUCUCUGUAGGAUUUAUCAGCGAUUUUCUGAUGCAAUUAACAUCAUGGUAUGUUAUUUAAGAUCCCUUUAUUUUGUACCACCUCCAAACAGCCAUAUUGUCUUUCGACCUUAAGUUGUAUCAUCAUGUUAUACUUCUUCAAACCAAGACUUCAUUUUGUGGGGAUAGGCUGUCCAUGUUAGGUGUUUGGCAUCACACAUUAAAAUGGAGCUCCAGUGUGUUUGUGUGUGUGUGUGUGAUAAACUCAAUGUGUUCAUAUGGGGGCUCAACUGUUUUCUCUUCCCCAACACUUAAGUUGUGGCUCUCCAUUCAACCCCUUGUUCCUAGAUGACAAACUGGCCUUUAUGAAAUUCCUACCAUGUGGGUAUCUGAUGCAGACUCGUGUGACAUUUUUUUUUAAUUGUCUUAACAGUGCUUAAAAUAAAUGCAUUGCAAACGGGCUACAAGGUCCAGGAA
Notothenia coriiceps (black rockcod) is the source of this 5541-nucleotide messenger RNA. RefSeq names its product microtubule associated serine/threonine kinase 3a (gene mast3a). The transcript has 17 exons. The record is from RefSeq and is a predicted model, not a curated record. The coding region runs from base 1 to 3183 and encodes 1060 amino acids. Lineage: Eukaryota; Metazoa; Chordata; Actinopteri; Perciformes; Nototheniidae. Gene Ontology annotation, biological process: intracellular signal transduction; peptidyl-serine phosphorylation. Gene Ontology annotation, molecular function: protein binding; protein serine/threonine kinase activity; ATP binding.